AUGGCUGCAGCACUUAACUACAUUCCCAUACAGACAAUAAAAGCCCCAGGACAAAAAGGAGAGAGUUUAUGCCACAAUGAUCUCUUCUUCGGGGAGAGGGAGAGGAAUGUUGUUUUCCAGAAGUGUUUCUGCCCCCACCUGCAAACUUUCCCACACUGUGACAACUUCUCUGGUUGGCCAGGAGUGUAUCACAUGGCCAUGCUGAACCCAACCAGUGCAAGAGCAAAGGCUCUCAUCACUACUGGCACAGUGGAAUCCCCUCGGAGGCAGACCAAAAUCAGCGUGGAAACGCCUCGAGGUUAUGAAGUCAAAACACUAAGAAGCAGCGACGACAAGCGCAGCCAAAGCCACUUGAAGCGACGGCCAGACCCUCACUUCCGCUUCUUCCCGUUGGCAUCUCCGGAGCGGGAAGCGAAGGGGACCCCAAGGGCCCCCGGGAACACGGAGCCACAAGCAUGGGUACCUGCCGAGCCCCUGGAGCUCGCGCGGACGGCGGGCAACGUUUGUUUCUCGGGUCAGGAUCCAGAAAGCAGCCGCAGCUGGACGGCGUCCGACUUCAAAGCCAGACCGAGUGCGGGACGGACGGGUUCCGCCUCCGAUAGGUCCGGGACCGACUGGGUCCGACUUCGAAGCCGGCCCGGAGGCAGCGUGAGGCCCCCGGUGGACGAGGUUCGGCCCGGAGGCGGACCAAGCGUCAAAGAUAAUCCUCAACUAGUGGCCAGAGUGGGGAACUCGGAACCAUCUCAGAUACCCCUACCAAUUUCCGAGGUGCCCCAGAGAAAUCGGGGACUUGCACAGGCCCUCACUACAACCGGUGAAGAGAACAUUGGGCACUUUCUGGUGGCGACGAUAAGACCCGCCGGCACCGCCCGCUCGCCCCGAGCACGCGCGAAGCAUCCCGGGAAAACUGGUGCAGGCCCGCCGAGGGCAGCCGCUCUUCCCACAGGCAGCUCGCCCACACCUCUGUGUGUCACCUGCUGGAGAGAAGAAGAACAAAGGCUGCCCUUGAACCUCCUCGGUAGAAACCAGACCCAGUCCUCGCUGCCAAGACCACAGCCAAACUUCAGGGACUUGAACUUGGGUCCACUUCUCACAAUUAAAAAGGGCUCCUCCAGACUCUUGGAACUAACUGCACACCAGCUGGAGAUAGAAAGUUAGCGUUGACUAGGGAGGUUCCUCCUCAGAAGCAGAUGGCCUCUUGAAGUGGCCAGCUCCCCCAAGAUCAUGGACUAAGAUCUUCAUCUCCACUAUGAACCUUUAUUCCUCUUGCCUUUCUGCUACUUGCCUCUUCUGUUAAUGCACAAGAAUGCUCCUUAACUCGGGCAACUAUUGCUGAAUCUACUGCUGAGUCCAUAGCUACACAAGAAAGUAUCUAGACUCUUCUUGCUAAGAUGGUUUCAAGGCUAUGAAAUAAAACACUAAGGGU
This is a messenger RNA of Canis lupus familiaris (dog), 1426 nucleotides long. RefSeq lists its product as uncharacterized. The record is from RefSeq and is a predicted model, not a curated record. The transcript has 5 exons. Bases 1 to 1158 code for a protein of 385 amino acids. Lineage: Eukaryota; Metazoa; Chordata; Mammalia; Carnivora; Canidae.